UCUUAUGUUUUUGAAGUCGUUGAAGUUGUUGACGUUAACAUAACCUCAUACUAUCUCUUGAACGUUAUCACAAUUAUCGCAAUUUUAUACUUUAAGAUCGAAUUAUUCACAAUAAAACGAGUGAAAUCCUAUAAUCUGAGGAGCAGAAAAUUUAAUGCAAAAUUUAAGACCUGAUUUAAAAUCAAAGGGCGGAUACGAUGGAAGAAGCAACAGAAUCUCUAAUUUUAGAAGCUUUGAGAAAUGGGGCUUCUCUGAAGUCUGUGAACAACUAUGGAGAAAAUUUGUUGCAUCUUGGUGCAGCGAAUGGCUAUUUUCGAAUUGUAAAACAGAUUUUGGAAAAAGGGGCUUGCGACAUUGACCGUAAAAAUGUUUUCGGAUGGACUCCAUUGAUGCAGGCUAUCAGGAAUGGAAAAAUUAAUUGUGCCGAAAUUCUCCUCGCUAAUGGUGCAAAUGUCACUGAAUCUACUUAUCUUGGUAUGUCAGUAAUUGGAUUGGCAACAGCAGUAGGCAAAGAAAUGUUUGAAACCGUUUACAAAUGUUGCCCUUCUGCACUUGAAAUGACAAAUUUAGACGAGGUUGGUCCACUGAGCAUAGCAGCAAUGAAAAAUGACAAAGAUUUAUUCUUAAGACUUUCGGAAUUAGGAUUGGAUCCUGCAGAAGCAAACACUUCCGCCCAUUUGAUGAUGAAAUCUUCCAUGAUUCCGGAAAUAUAUUCAUUGGCCAAGCCUAUUGAAGAGACAGAAUCCUACUGGAAUGAUUACGCCGACAAUAUUGCAACAUUUGAGAAACAAAAUGAUGAUAAUCCAAAUGUGCCACCAGGCAAUAAAAUUGUUGUUCCAAAAAUUUGUAUUCAGGAAAUCGAAGCAGAAAAUCCGAGACCUUUGGAAUUAAAUAAAAUAAAGAAACCUAAUUUGACAAUUCCUCUUCAAGAAACAAAUACGCAAUCUAAAAGUUUGAUUUCGCCAACGCUUACUUACAAUUUUGAUGGCGCUUUUCCUCCUUCGCCAAAUCCCGUUUUUUUGAGAGAUGAAAAUAAUAUUUUUGAAAAUAAUGAUAUAAAUGAGGAGUUCUUUUUUAUGGAGGUUCAUGAUCUGAAAUCAAAUUCUUAUAUUGUUUGUGAUCGUCCUUUGCGCAGAUGCCAAAAGUUCCGUCCUCCCGAUUUGGAAUUUUUAAACGAUUCUGCAGAUUUAAAUUCCACUCUCAGUUUUGUACCAGAGUAUAGUCCAACAAAAUCGCCGAAUGUCCCUCCUGAAAUUGAAGAUGAAAAUGCAGUUUUUGGGGAAUCUACUCCAACUCCUCCCCAUGCAAAAACACCGCCGAGAGCUUUUAUCCUCACUCCUAAAGAUGCGCCGAUAGCUUUUUUGCUUCAUAAAUACGGCUUGGGUCGUCACAUUUUGACAUUUUUAGAACAAGAGGUGGAUGUAGAAUUAUUUCUGACUCUAAGCGACGAGGAUUUGAUAGAAAUUGGAAUUAAAAAUGAUACAGAGAGAUUCACUUUACUCUCCGUGAUCGACGAGUGCAAGAAACUGGGAGUUUUUUAAUUAAUCAAAAAUAAGUAGCUCAUAUGUCUUUAAAUUUGUAUUAAAAAAUGUAAAACUGCUCUUCAGAUUUCUUGGAAAUGAUCCGAGUUUCAAAAAAAUAGAUUUAUUAUCAAAAUUAUAUUUUUUAUGAAUUAAAAUUUUUUUCUAACUA
Belonocnema kinseyi is the source of this 1692-nucleotide messenger RNA. RefSeq lists its product as uncharacterized. Bases 198 to 1541 code for a protein of 447 amino acids. NCBI's taxonomy places the organism in Eukaryota, Metazoa, Arthropoda, Insecta, Hymenoptera, Cynipidae. Gene Ontology annotation, molecular function: protein binding. The transcript has 7 exons. The record is from RefSeq and is a predicted model, not a curated record. Gene Ontology annotation, cellular component: cytoplasm. Gene Ontology annotation, biological process: innate immune response.